UAAAUCUAUUUAUUUUAUGUGGGUGAACUUAUGAACUUUUUUAAUACAUAUAAGAAGAAUCUGUAUAUAUUCUUACUUCUCAGAUAUACAUAUGUACCUUCAUUAUGUAGGUUAACAUAUUUAAAUUCCGUCUUACACAUUUAACGUUAAUGCCAAGAUCGUUCUAACUCAAAUAUUUCAAAAAUUGAUUGAUUUCACCUUUAUCCUAAAUAUAUGUUAUUCAUAAAAUUCAUAAUGACAAAAAACUCAGCUGACAUUUGACAAGUAUAUACACAACAAGAUAAUGUAGCAAAGAAAUUACUCAGUAGUUAGAAUUAGCUCUAAGGAAAUAGUUACAUAUUUGUUGGAAAGUUAUAAGUUUUAUAGGUUCUCGAUGACGUUGUUAUAUUAUUAUUUAACUAUUUUUAUAUUAUAAUAAAACACUGUCUGAAAACUAAAAAAUAAAAUAUUUUUGUAUGUCUGUACAUGCAUGCUUGCAUUUGUUCUUCAGAAUUAAAAAUAAACAAUAAGAGAAAAUGAAAAUAAACAGAAAACGAAAUUAGCUUAUCUUAACGAAAAUAAAAUUAAAAUUUUCCAAGCUGAUAAAUAGAAUUGUAAAUUUUUAGUAACUUGCUUGGACUUAAAUCUCUAUGCAGACACAAACGGGAAUGGAGGCUACUGAACUUGACAAGGUUGAAAGUUUCAUGUCAUCAGGUGAAAAAUAUAGAAAUGAGUGGAACUAUUUGAUAGCAAGUCUUGAUCCCAAUGUAGAUCAAUUGCGUCAAUUAGCUUAUAACGGUGAUUUGAAAGUUUCAAAAUUUCGCAGUGUUUGUUGGUCAGUACUUUUGAGGGUCCUGUCUUCUAAUCCAUUGGAUUGGCUGGAUCAAAGAGAACAACAACGAAGAAGGUAUCAAAACUUAAAAGAAGAAUUUGCAAAAAACCCUCAUAACAACGUCUUAGUGAAUGAUAACCCUUUAUCACAAUCUAAGCAAAGUUUAUGGAAUCAGUACUUCGGGGAUCAGGAAUUGUUUUCUAUCAUAAAACAAGAUGUUGUGAGAACAUUUCCUGGUGUAGAUUUCUUUCGAAAGCCGUUUGUGCAAGAUGCUAUGACUAACAUUUUGUUUUACUAUGCUCGAGAACAUCCUUAUAUGUCAUAUAGACAAGGAAUGCACGAAAUUUUGGCACCAAUAUUAUUUGUGAUGUUUUACGACCAUCAAUCUUUACUUCAUUUCAAGGAACUUUCCGAAAAUAUUGACAAUCUCUUAGCUACUGUUUUAAAUCCGGAUUUUUUGGAAGAAGAUUGUUAUUCGAUUUUUUCUCGGUUGAUGUCUUCUAUUGAAUCUUAUUAUCGUAUCGCAAAUAUGAUACCGACAACUGAAGGGCAUUUCCCUGCAGUUAAUGUAGGCGAUGAUUUCAAGCAAACAUCCGAAGUAGAAGUGAUAGGUCAAUUGAAUUAUAUCAGAGAAAAUAUUUUACGUAAAGAAGAUCCAUAUUUAUACAAUCAUCUUCAAGAACUGGAAAUUCCUUUACAUUUGUUUGGGAUUCGUUGGUUACGUUUACUUUUUGGCCGCGAAUUUCCAUUACUUGAUCUCUUAAUGCUGUGGGAUGCCAUUUUCGCUGAAAGCGAUAAUUUUCAACUACCAAAUUACAUACUUGUUGCCAUGCUUAUUAGAAUUAGGGAUAAAUUAAUUUUGAAUGAUUAUACAUCUUGCCUCACUUUACUGAUGAGAUACCCAAAUAAUAUUGACAUCGGACUGGUUUUACGUCACGCUUUAUACAUGUGCUUUCCAGCAGACUUUGAACAACCGCACAAUGCUUUUAUCUACUUGCCCAUUGAAAAUGAAAAUUCAAAGCAAAGGCAAAAAACACAUUCCUAUCAGUUUCCACAGUUUCGUCAGACUAAUACACUGCCCAGAAAACAACAAAAGGCUCUUAAAUCUUCUGUUAGUGAAGAUAGUGUUUCGGUUGAAACAGAGACCUCGCGAAGGGAUCGUUCGUCGUCUUUAACAAUCAAGCGCAAUAACACUGGUAGCCCAAAAAACAAUGGAAACUCAGAAAGUCCAAUACGACAAAAUGACACUAAUAAUACAGUGGAAAAGUUACACCAAGCGAAUAUGGAAAAUUUAAUUCGUAUAGAAAAAUUCAAAGCUUCCAAUAACGCUGCCGAAAAUGUGAUAUUAGAUGGUUAUUCUGUAGGGAGUUCUGAGUAUUUGCGACUACAGUUACAAAACGCUCAAACUAUUAUUAACGUUAGUCAGCUGAAAUUAAAAAAAUAUUUGGAAACCUUACGUAAAUAUUCUCGUAAUGGACCAGAUGACUUAUGUCAGGCUGUAGAUGGAAUCGGGGAGUUAUGUGCCUUUCUUGAUGUAAAAAUUUUUACGCCUUCGUAUAUACAAUUGCCUAUAGAUGCUGCGUUCGAAGCCAAUGAAAAUCAAAUAAAAAUUGAAAAAAGUAAUAUUUCUCCGGAUUCUAUUGCAUCCCGUUCAUCCAAAUCAAAGUCUUCUUCCGUUUCUGCUGAAUCUAAAAACAGUAAUAAAGAUAAAAUUAAAAAUUCUUCAAUCAAUAAAAGAAAUUCAAACCUUACUGAUGCUGAAAUGAAAAGUGAAUUCGUCAAAAUACUAGAAUCGACAAAACAUCCCUACGAAAUUGAAAUCGGGAAAGAUAGCAGUGUUAUCGACUUUAAACAAAACACAAAAAGUGAUUUACUCCAAACAAUUCCAAGUUCAUCAAAUUCUACAGUUAAAGGCUGUACACGCUAUGAAAUACCUGAAACUUUCAUGCAAAAUACCUUAAAGAUAUUAGGAACUCGAAAAGACUUAGAACUGACAAUAUUCAGUGAAGGAAAAGGUUCGGAAAGUGAAGGAGGUUUGCCUAAUAUUGACCCACUUACUUUGACAAACAAUAUGAAAAAAAAAGAAAAUACAAUAACCGACUGAAAUUUUUGUGUAUAAAUAAUUUUUACCUGCAGAUUAUGUAUUAAUAAAUUUUAUGUUAAAAAUAACAUUUUUACUCUUACUAAUAAAAAAGAAAUUUGGUACUUUUA
This is a messenger RNA of Condylostylus longicornis, 3022 nucleotides long. It is a transcript of the gene TBC1D5, whose product is annotated as TBC1 domain family member 5 homolog B. Gene Ontology annotation, biological process: activation of GTPase activity. The record is from RefSeq and is a predicted model, not a curated record. The transcript is spliced from 10 exons. NCBI's taxonomy places the organism in Eukaryota, Metazoa, Arthropoda, Insecta, Diptera, Dolichopodidae. Gene Ontology annotation, molecular function: GTPase activator activity. Bases 630 to 2915 code for a protein of 761 amino acids.